Gasterosteus aculeatus aculeatus (three-spined stickleback) is the source of this 5676-nucleotide messenger RNA. The record is from RefSeq and is a predicted model, not a curated record. NCBI's taxonomy places the organism in Eukaryota, Metazoa, Chordata, Actinopteri, Perciformes, Gasterosteidae.
GUGUUACGGUUAACUGGAAAACGUUAGCAUGCUAACUCGCUGUAGGGGGAGAAUUAACAACAAAUGACCAUAUUAGCAUUGACAUUGGCCACACAUUAGCAUGCAUGCACCGUAUUAGCGUUUAGCUCGAGCAUCGCUGUGCAUAUUACGUCUGACUCACACAGUGUAGCUGUAGACUCUUGUUAAGUAUGAUAACUUAAGUAUCAUGAAUUACGUAACUUUAUUUUCAAAAGCAGGGCUGUAAUUCAGUUUGGAGCAGCUCAUGUAGCUAUGUAGCCUAUGCCAUGAGACAAUACAUGACAUUAUGUUAUCCAGAUCCAUCCAACUGCAAUUUCAUAGUAAGAUCUUUUUAGAUUAGAUUAGAAACAACGGCAACAACAGUAAGAAGUUCAAAGGUCAGUGCCUUACAAUAUUCCUGGAAUCACACAGCCGUCAUGACUCCGACAAAGUUAAAGGGGAGAAUUUUUCUUUUUUCUUGCAAUACAUUGAUGUAACAUUUCUGUGACAGAUUUCUGAAUGCUUUAUGUUAGCAAUAGUGGCAUAUGGGUGCGACUAGCCUUAAUCUCACACUUUCAUCCUUGAUUUGAUUCUCCGACUUCAAACUGUUUCUGAAUUCACUGCCCUGAAUAUGUCACCGUUUCUGUAGCCUGUUUCCCUCAUAUUGCCCAUGAAUGCAUGAGAAAUGUGUUUUAGUGUAAUGCUUCAUGUAACCAAAACUCUAUAGAUGACCAGUUGUGAAAUAAAUCUCCUGCUUCUCGGUUACCUGUUUUCUUUAGUCAUGUCCCUUUAUUUGAUCAUCAAGCGCCUCUUGUUAUAAUGUCUGAUCCUUCAGUGCCAUUAGAAGCCACAGUCAAAUCGCUCAUGUUAAAUGACAGUGAUUCAUGUCUGCACACUUUGAUGGGCAGUGAGUCCAGUUCCCGACAUUGAAAGUGAACUCAGAUGUUGCGUGUUGUCAUUUUAUUUAGCACCGAGCAGAGUCUGCUUCUGAUUAAGGACGGUGUUCCUCGAGGCUCGGCAGCAGCACUGUCGCCCUGUGUCUCAUCUAGACUGAGGAUCAUGAAUCGCAUGCAACGGCAGAUAGAUCAGGCUCUCAAGUCUGUGGGUUUCUUUCUGUUUGGCGUUUAGCCAACCUACUCACAGACUGAUGCAAAAGCAUCAGUAAUUUCAGCAAAACACUUACAAGUUAUGUUUGAGAGAAGUCCAUUAGUAGCCUACUUAUGGUAGCUGUUUGUUGGGAGAAAAGGAGGAAAAUGUUUUAUGAAGCCACAAUGUCUGCAGACGGAAGAGAUGAAAACAGAAGACCGCAACUCGCAACCCCAUCGUUUUCUCUCCAAUUCCUGCCAAAAAUCUGGUUUCUUUUAAGCAUGGCCCUGAGCCUAAGCUAACAGUAACCCUGCAGUCACUGCCUGUGACCACACAUUAUGCUCUUUCCCUCACACUAUAAAUCAGCCUUACAAAUCUAGUAUUGUUGCGUCAGAUCAGUUUUAUUGUUUUGAUUUAUACUUGUUGCGGAGGUUAUCGAUAAAUGAUGUUGACCUUCUGCCUGAGUUGAGGUAUUACAAAACAUUCCUUCAAACCGGAAAACCGACUAUUUGCCACAUUUCAAAUCUGCGUACCUCACUGCAAGAAACUCGUUACCAUGUUUACGUGAGGUGGGUUACUGACGAUGGAAACAAAGAUUUCACACCCCAAUGUUUUGUUUCAGACAUUGUGUCUCAGUUAGUGAAACUGCACUGUACACAUUUCUUGAAUCGGUUAAUCCCACAUCAACGCGUCAGGUAUGUAAAACCCAUAUGGGAAGAAUGCAUCACUGUGAUUGCAUUCUUUUGAAUCCUAUUUUCUGUGUCAGUUCUUCAGAGAUUCUGUCUGUCAACGGCAUGUUAAUGUGCCAGAUGUGAAAUAAAUAUAUCCCAUCCAAACUGAAGUAUUCCCCACUGUACGGCGAUACAUGUAUGCAAUACAUGUUAUAGCCAGAUUUCAACUCCAGGCAAUGUGUUUGUGAGUGAAUGUGUGUUGACUACACUCAGGGGAGAUCUGCCACAUCUGUGAGUUUGUCCACAGUAGCUGCUGGGUCAGAUGCUUUACCUCGCUGUCGUCAUCGUCACUCUCCUCACCCCUGUUAGUCUUUGUCUGUAUUUGUCCUAAUUUCAUUCUGCAUUUCACCCCUGCAGCUUUUUAAAAAUCUUUUGUGAUUUGGUUUUCGCUAUCACCCUGGUUACGGUUGUUUGCUCCAUUCCACCUUGCUCCUGCUUUCCCUGUCUCUCUUCAUAUCUCCUCUCGGGAUGAAUUCUUCUCAUCUGUUUCUUUUAUGUCCACCCCCUUUCGAUUUCCCCUCCUAACCUACAAGUAGUACUCCUCCCUUCUUAUUUUUCUCCUCCACCUCCCAUGUUGUCCUCCCCGUCACUCAAUCCCAUCACUGACCCAAUUAAACAUGGGGAGGGACACAGCAGGAGGAGUGUGACGGAGGUAAGGCGAGAAAAGAGAGGGGGAGAGGGAGGACGGGCAGAGAGAGUCGAGAGACUUUGAGAGUCAUUUGCCGGAAAAUCGCAGCGAGGGACAGAGUCGCAAAACAAUUGCUGCCAACCUGCCAGGACAAACACGGUGAAUUGUCCGAACUUCACCUGGAACUUAAACAAGCUUUGACAGCCUCGGAGGCAGUGGGGGUGGAGCGGCGGGUCGACAUCCUCUCUGCCUCGCGCUCACUGUCCACGGUGGAGGUACGAGGAGAGGAGCAUCCCACCCUCAGGGAAGGAAGCGGGCGGGGAGCCGUGCAUGCAGAGUUAGGAUGGAGGAAUACCGGCAUAUAGAAGGGGACUGAAAGGAGCUACCGAAAAGACAGUCCAUUCCUGGUUGAAGCUGAGAGGUGGGGGGGCCGGGGGGAGGAAGGUUGUUGCCCCGGGGUAAGAGGAAGAUUUUGGUUGACAGAAACGGAGAGAGAAGAAGAAGGAGGAAAGGAUGCAUCUGUUCCUCAAAGAGAAGUGGGAGGUGGAGGGGCUGCAGACUGUGGGCAUCCUCCUGGUGGUCUGCAGCUCCCUCAAACUGAUGCACUUUCUGGGGCUUAUCGACCUUUCCACGGCAGGUAAGGGGAAUGACAGCGUGGAAGAUGACUUUGAGUUAUCCACCGUGUGUCAUCGCCCGGAAAGCAUGGACAAGCUGGAGGAGCAGACUAAGUUCACCAAGAAGGAGCUGCAGGUCCUCUACAGGGGCUUCAAAAAUGAGUGCCCCUGUGGUGUGGUGAAUGAGGAGAAUUUUAAGACCAUUUACUCCCAAUUCUUUCCACAGGGAGAUUCAAGUAUGUAUGCACAUUUCCUGUUUGAAGCCUUCGACACUAACAAGAACGGCUCAGUUAGCUUCGAGGACUUUGUAUUUGGCUUGUCUAUCAUCUUGAGAGGGACCAUUAAUGACAGAUUGAACUGGGCAUUCAACCUCUAUGACCUGAACAAAGAUGGCUGUAUCACCAAAGAGGAGAUGUUUGACAUCAUGAAGUCCAUCUAUGACAUGAUGGGGAAGUACACAUACCCCACUAUGCAGGAUGAUAUUCCGAGGGAACACGUGGAGAGCUUCUUCCAGAAAAUGGACCGGAAUAAAGACGGGGUUGUCACUAUAGAAGAGUUCAUUGAGUCGUGCAAAAAGGAUGAGAACAUCAUGCAGUCCAUGCAGCUGUUUGACAACGUCAUCUAGGCACCUGGAACGGGAACUUCUUGUGUAAAAGAACACUGGAGGGGUGUGUGUGUGUGUGUGUGUGUGUGUGUGUGUGUGUGUGUGUGUGUGUGUGUGUGUGUGUGUGUGUGUGUGUGUGUGUGUGUGUGUGUGUGUGUGUGUGUGUGUGUGUGUGUGUGUGUGUGUGUGUGUGUGUGCCUUCAGGGUACCAGGAGCCCCAAUGACAUUUCUCCAAGCGACAAAAGAGUUCCCCCGAGCCCUGUCCUCAUCAUGCAGAACCUCAUUUUCACCCAAAAGGCACAGACGGCCUCACGUGAACGGUCACAUGCAAGCUCACCCACCGGUUUGAUUUGACUAACUUUUAUUUAUUGCCAUUAUGGAUGGAGGAACUAUCCCAGCUCGUAAUAGCUGAACUCAGAGGAAGCAAGUUGCCUCCAAACCUUCUAACUCAUUGUUUCCAGCGGUGGCAGACAUCUGGAUUGGUGAAUCUGAUCCUGACUCUUGAGAAUGUGGGUAACACCCCCCCCUCCCCCCACCAGGGGACUGCUGGUGGUCAUUAAAGUAGAUAUUUACCACCCUCUUGUGGACAAGAGCGAGAAAGACACUCAAAGAAGCUGACUAAUUGAGGUGAUUUUUACAGAUGGAUGCUCAACCGUGUUGUUUUCCAUCCGGAACAGAUUACAAUAUCGCAUGAUGAUGUCACUAAUAUCCAAUUAUGUAUUUACAGAGAUACUCCAACAUAUGUUUGCCUGUCCGCUGUUCCUAGUCAUUCACAGGUGCCUCACCCUUUGUGUACGUGUGUGUGCAUGUGUAACAAGAGUUGUUAUCCAACUUACUUGUGUAAGAGUCUGAUAGUACAACACCAACCUCCAUUCAUGGGAUUUUGGUAGAAUAAUUCCGAGCCUUCUAAACGAUUACCGUCUUAGCUGUAGGGGUCUACUGACUGUUGUACAUUUUCGAGUGAUCUUCAGCAUUAAAAAGACGGGACUGCGAUAGUGGUUGAGGAGCCGUUUUUGCCCAUUUGUGCUUCUUUCAACACAGGACAGGCAUAACACAAUCGUACUAGUCUAUCGAUGUACAUUCAAGGGAAAUGUGUUAGAUUUCAGAUCGUAUUCGUGAACUUCUUGUAAUUGGAGCGGUCCUGUGGCUGUAGCAGGUUCUACCACUUAAGAAAAUUUAAAAAAUGAAAACCCUGAUCCCAUUUAAUUAGGAUCAUUCAAUUUAAAGAGGCGUGUGUGUGUGUGUGUGCGUGCGCACGGUUUGUGAGAAAGACAUGGUUUAAUUGAGUUUUUUAUGCCCCCCCAUGCAGUGUUCUCCCUCUCUGUAACACCAAAGAGAACUUAAAAAUAAAGAGGUACAUAAAGCCACUCCGAGUUAAGAUAUUUGACCCAACUGUGGGUAAGAGGGGGAGAUGCUGUGUAGGAUGUCGGGCAAGGGGCAAUCAGAGAUAUGAGGAUAUCCUUUAGCACAGUGACGAUGGGGUUCACCUACACAUUGACCAAACUGAAGUGUAGUUUUAUGUUGCAAACCACGACCUUUGAAGAAUUUGUUAAUUGAAAUGAAGUUAUCCUGCGGUCAGAGUAAAUUUGUCCUUAUUAAAUAAACAUAGCAUUUUUUCUAACUACAAUGGUGCAAGUAAAAUUGUUUAAAUGCAGACAGGCUGACAAUGGCAAUAAUAUUCUCUACCACCUAACAGCAGCCCUCGACUCAUUCCACCUCUAAAUCGUCUCAGCACAGUACAGGGUGCGUUAAAGCCCUGAUGAAAAUAUGCACUUCCAAUCUGGACAUUUUCUGUUCUGUUUUUUUUCCCCCUGGGUAAAAAGUGGUUUGGCUCUGAUUGUUCCUUGCCAAUAGUUUUUUUUAAUCUUCUAUUCCUGAUCACAAGUAAACCUGUCUAAACCCGCAUGUACUGUGUGUUGAACUCCUACUAACCUGUUGUACUGACUGUCUAGUUAGCUAAAUAAAGUGUAUAUUUUGUACAGAGACAAUAAAAUUCAGUUACUAUGCAAAAAUGGA